AAAAAAAGAGAUCCUGAGGCUAAAGGAUAUAGAUUUAGAAAGAGAGAGCGAGAGCGAUAGAGAGCUCAGAACCCCAUCUGGUUUUUCUUCUCUAUAAUCAUAAGGGUGUUCUGUUUCUGGAUAUCAGUCUCUCUCUUUCUUAGAUCUACUCUCAUUGUAUGAGUACAUUAUAGGAAAAAGGAGAGAACUUUGUCAUUGGUAGUAUAGAGAUUAGUGUAGAAAAUGAAAAGUUGCAAAAUUCUUUGUUUUCUCCUUGUUUUGGUACUCGUCCAACUUUUUGGCGUUAAUGGUGAAAACCCUUAUAGGUUCUUCACGUGGAAAUUCACUUAUGGUGACAUUUAUCCCCUUGGCGUUAAACAAGAGGGGAUCUUGAUAAAUGGCCAAUUUCCAGGGCCUCAGAUUGAUGCUGUAACAAACGACAACUUAAUCAUCAAUGUCUAUAAUUAUCUCAGAGAACCACUCCUCGUUUCCUGGGAUGGAUUACAGCACCGAAGGAACUCAUGGCAAGAUGGUGUAUAUGGCACAAACUGUCCUAUUAUGCCCCGGAGGAACUUCACAUUUGUGCUUCAAGUUAAAGAUCAAAUCGGUAGCUUCUUCUAUUUUCCUUCAUUUUUGUUCCAUAAGGCCGCAGGAGGCUUUGGCGGCAUCCGAAUUUGGAGUCGUCCACGCAUUCCUGUCCCUUUCCCUCCUCCUGCUGGAGACUUCACCGUUCUUGCCGGGGACUGGUUCAAGACAAAUCACUACAGAUUAAGACAAGUUUUGGAGAGUGGUCGAAACCUUCCUUCCCCCGACGGACUUCUCAUCAACGGUCGAGGUUGGAAUGGCUACACAUUCACCGUUGAUCAAGGGAAGACAUACAGAUUCAGAAUAUCGAAUGUGGGACUUACAACAUCCAUUAACUUCAGAAUUCAGGGUCACUCUAUGAAACUUAUAGAGGUAGAAGGCUCUCAUACACUUCAGAACAGCCUUACCUCCCUCGAUGUUCAUCUGGGGCAGUCCUACUCUGUUUUGGUCACUGCUGAUCAGCCUCCAAAAGAUUACUACGUCGUCGUUUCAUCGCGUUUCACCUCACGGGUACUCACUACGACCGCCGUUCUUCACUACAGCAACUCUUUUCAGAGAGUUUCUGGCCCUGUCCCCGGCGGUCCCACCAUUCAGAUCGCUUGGUCCCUUAAUCAGGCCAGAUCCAUCAGACGUAAUCUAACUGCUAGUGGGCCAAGACCGAAUCCUCAAGGCUCGUACCACUACGGUAUGAUCAAGCCAAGCCGUACGAUCGUGCUGGCGAACUCGAAUGCUUGGAUCAAUGGGAAACAAAGGUACGCAGUCAACAGCGUGUCGUAUGUUGCACCCGACACGCCGCUGAAACUGGCAGAUUACUUUAAGAUUCCCGGAGUGUUCAACCUCGGAGGCAUGCCGACCAACCCCACGUUUGGCAGUGCCUACCUCCAGACCGCCGUCAUGAAUGCGAAUUUCCACGAAUUCGUGGAGAUUGUUUUCCAGAACUGGGAGAACGAAGUUCAGUCUUGGCAUAUUGAUGGCUAUUCCUUCUUCGUUGUCGGAAUGGACGGUGGACAGUGGUCGCCGGCCAGCAGAUUGGGCUACAAUUUGAGAGAUGGAGUGGCUCGUUGCACUAUUCAGGUUUAUCCGAGGUCGUGGACGGCUAUCUACAUGGCAUUGGACAAUGUGGGAAUGUGGAACAUUAGGUCGGAGAAUUGGGCGAGACAGUAUUUGGGGCAGCAAUUUUAUAUGAGAGUGUACACCCCAUCAAACUCAUGGAGAGAUGAAUCUCCAAUUCCCAGAAACGCCCUUCUUUGCGGCCGGGCCAGUGGUCGUCACACUAGGCCAUUUUGAUUAGUCUAUUAUUAUUACUAUUAGUUGGGACAACUGUUUUUUGUCACGAUAGGGUGACAUAGGCAAGGGACUUAUUCAUUUGAGAAGCUCCGCUUGAGCUUCCAUUCCAUUCCAUACCGUGCUAUAUUUUCUUUUCUUCUUUCUUUCUGUUGUAUUAUAUUUUUCCGCAGGGGUUAUCUCUUCUGUUCUGGUAUUUGGUAAUUGGUAAACACACUCAAAAUGAGUUCCUAUCACUUUCUGUGUAAUGGGAUAUGAUAUAUCUUCUGUUCCAUUUCAAA
This is a messenger RNA of Humulus lupulus (European hop), 2129 nucleotides long. Its product is annotated as L-ascorbate oxidase homolog. The record is from RefSeq and is a predicted model, not a curated record. The transcript has 8 exons. Lineage: Eukaryota; Viridiplantae; Streptophyta; Magnoliopsida; Rosales; Cannabaceae. Gene Ontology annotation, molecular function: oxidoreductase activity; copper ion binding. The coding region runs from base 223 to 1851 and encodes 542 amino acids.